CUAGCCGGACCAAUAACGCGAGGUUGAUCUGGCGAGAAGUGUACGUAGGAUUCAGAAUGAGACCUCCGUCCUACAACUCCUCAGCACGACACUCAUGGUUGCAACCGCUAUGAGCGAAGGGCUCUCUCUGCAACCAGAGCUGAGUCAGUCCAGCCCGGCGAAAAGAAAACGGCUGGCCGCCGUGAAUGACGAUGAUACACCCGAGGAGAGAGCUGAGACAAUUCCUGACAGCGCCAUUGCCAGGGCCCCGGUUAAAAGAGCCAGAUAUCCAAGAUACAGAAAACAGGGCACCGUUUCCAGCGGAUGCGACAGCGGCAUCUGUGCCGACCAGUCGCCUGGUUCGAGCCCCUCAGAUGCAACUUGUAGCAGUCCCGCACACAGAAGCAGCCGCUCCCCUCACCGGCUCACCACUCCACUUGACUGGCAGCUUUUCACAGACUACGGGGAGAACUGUUACCACUUUAAACGAGAAUCCGAGGAAAAAUUCCAUCCGCGGAACUGUCUCGCCCGGCAGCCUCAGGUAACCGCGGAAGACCGGUGUAAACUCGUUAGCUGGCUAAUCCCGGUUCAUAGAUACUUUAAUUUCUGUUUUGAAUCGCUGUGCCUCGCUGUAAAUAUAAUGGACCGUUUCCUCAAAACAACGCCCGUGGCUUCGGAUUGUUUCCAACUUGUUGGAGUAACCUCGCUGCUCAUUGCCUGUAAACAAGUUGAAGUAUACCCGCCGAGAAUCAAACAACUGCUAGCCCUGUGCUGCGCUGCUUUUACUCGUGAGCAGUUGUGUAACCUGGAGUGCAUCAUCCUGCUCAAACUCAAUUUCCAGCUGGCCGCUCCCAGCGUGGACUUCUUCUUGGAGUAUUUCACCAAUAAAAUCCCGCAGCAUCAACAGGUGGACGGCAGGGCUCCCCGGACUGGCCGUCUGGCCAGGCGCUUUGCCGAGCUCAGCUUCGCCGACUAUUCCUUCAACGGUUAUCCGCCCUCCCUGCUGGCCAUCUCUGCAUUCAGCCUGGCCGAUCGCAUGUUACACCCUGACCAACUUGUCGACCUAGACUUCGGCGAUUACCCGCCCAGCCCGCUGAAGGACUGCGUGGAGACUCUGAAGCUACUGGUGGCUUUGAACAAGGAGUCACUGGCAUCCGAUCAGGCCUUUGAAGAGAAAAACGGCGAAUUCAGCACUGAAUUAUGAACUGUUUCACCCGUUCUUGUACUGUGGUCUCUUGUUUCCCCAAGAGAGUCACGUCAACAUUUGCUGAAUAAAAUAGCAUCGAAUUUGAACACGUAGAUAUGAUAAAAGAAAAGUGGAAAUUGAUGUGGGUGCUAGUUUACAUUUGUGAGGGAUACUUCUCACUUAAAUCUCUGCUAGAUCAAAUUGUUUACUACUUGUAGAUUCGAAUGAUGCCGAAAUGUAAAUAAAAGAUUUCGAUCAGGGAGGUAAAUGCAAUCUGAAAACUUGAUAACAUUAAUCCAGAGCAAUUGAAACCUCGCCCUCCUAAUGCACUGAUAUUUAAUAUAGAAGACUGCAACUGUAAUCUGUAAAUAAUCUACAUGGCAAAUGUAUGUAUUUGAAGACAUUGCAUUUGCGCGGUAUGGUAAAAUCAUGUGACUAGCCAUUAAAUUAUUUUCAUUAGUCUUAUGGUUUAGAAUUAUUGUGUUUCAGAUAGAUGUUUAUGUUUACAGUCUCCGACAGUU
Molecule: messenger RNA, 1686 nt
Organism: Amblyraja radiata (thorny skate)
Lineage: Eukaryota; Metazoa; Chordata; Chondrichthyes; Rajiformes; Rajidae
Gene: ccno
Product: cyclin O
Exons: 3
Coding region: 95-1183 (362 amino acids)
Source: RefSeq, a predicted model, not a curated record